Molecule: messenger RNA, 1512 nt
Organism: Neoarthrinium moseri
Lineage: Eukaryota; Fungi; Ascomycota; Sordariomycetes; Amphisphaeriales; Apiosporaceae
Exons: 6
Coding region: 1-1512 (503 amino acids)
Biological process (GO): transmembrane transport; carbohydrate transport
Cellular component (GO): membrane
Molecular function (GO): carbohydrate:proton symporter activity
Source: RefSeq, a predicted model, not a curated record
AUGCCCCAGGCAGGCAACCAGACGAGCCUUUACAACAGGCUGGUGAUCGCUUUUGUUGCUCUGGGCGGCACAACGUAUGGCUAUGGCGCUUCGAUCAUUGGCAGUACGAUUGGCCAGCCUGGCUGGUAUGCUUUCUUCGACCUACCAGCUACCGGCGAACCGGGAUAUGACACCAUCACGACUCCAGCCAUCGCGACGGCCAAUGGCCUGUUCUCAGCAGGCGGUGCCGUUGCUUGCCUCAUAUUCAUGUGGUCCGGUGACUACUUUGGCCGACUACGGAAUAUCCAAUUCGCGUGUACCCUAGGUAUUCUCGGGGGUGCCCUGCAAAGCGGUGCUCAGAGUCUUGCUAUGUUUCAGGCGGGCAGAUGGAUCAUGGGGAUCCCCUUUGCCCGCGGCUGGCUUGUUGGACACCAUGCGAUCUUCCUCGUCUUUGGCUAUAUGCUGUCGUCCUGGAUAGGUUUCGCUGUCUACUUUUCGGGAAACCGAGAGUUUGGCUGGCGGUUCCCAUUGGCAUUCCAGGUGCUGCCACCCAUCGUACUCCUUGUUGGUUCUCGAUGGGUCCCGCGCUCGCCGCGUUGGCUUAUGUCCAAAGGUCUGACGGACGAAGCUUGGGCGGUUCUGCAGCGGCUUCGAAAGUCCCCAAGUGACCCGGAAGAUCUCGUCGCCAGAGAAGAAUACUACCAGAUCGAGAAACAACUGCAGCUCGACGCCGAGAAGCUAUGCCAAUAUGGCGGCAGCCCUUGGAAAGCUGUGAUUAAUAAGAAGAGUUACCGGAAGCGCAUGGCUAUAGGCUUUCUAACUCAGUGGGGUGCUGAAUUCGGAGGUCCUCUGAUUAUCAACAAUUAUGCAGUCAUUCUCUAUACGAGCUUAGGCCAGACUGAUUACAUGCCGCUUCUAUUAUCUGCGAUUUGGCUGACGACUGCUGGUAUGAUCUACAACCCGUUUGGCGCGUGGCUUCACGAUAAGGUUAACUCGCGUCGAAAAAUGUACAUAACUGGAUUCGUCGGCAUUAUCAUCACCACCUCUGUCAUGUCGGCCAUGAUCGCAAGCUAUGCCGGCACCAGUAACAGGGCGGGAAACGCCAUAGGCGUUCUGUUCAUGUUCCUCUACCUAUCUUUCCAGGGAACAUUUUGCAAUACAACCAUGUAUCUCUACGUUUCGGAGAUAUUCCCAACAGAGAUCCGAUCCAUUGGCAUGGCCUUCUCGUUGUUCGGGCAAUUCGCUGCCACCAUCAUUCUUCUCCAGACAGCACCCAUCGGCUUCGCAGCGGUAGGAUGGAAGUACUUCCUCUUGGUUAUCUGUUGGAGUAUCUUCUUCAUCCCGUGUAUCUACUUCUUCUGGCCCGAGACAGCCAGGCUAUCACUUGAGGAGAUUGGCAAACAGUUUGGCGAUGAGGUAGCUGUGCAUAUAAAUGAUGCAACCGACGCGGAGAAGGCAGUCCUGGACUCUAGGCCCAUUCGCCCUGGCGUCGGCGAGGAUACGACACCAACCACUGCUGCAAAAGAGCGAUAG